This is a messenger RNA of Closterium sp. Yama58-4, 1170 nucleotides long. The record is from the annotation of a GenBank genome assembly. Lineage: Eukaryota; Viridiplantae; Streptophyta; Zygnematophyceae; Desmidiales; Closteriaceae.
AUGUGCGACCGUGACGGCCUGCGAUGCUUGCUGGACGGCAACUCCGUAUCCCUAAAAGUCGCCGCGGUCGAGAGACGGAAAGCUGUCAAAGCACGAGCAGCGGCGGCAGGAGGCGCAACGGGGUCAAGCGUGGUCCCGGAAGGAAGAAGCAGCGAGGCGACAGCAGCGAUUCGUCCCGUGGUCAUUCUCCCGGGAUUGGGCAACAACUCGGCGGAUUACGCGGAGCUCGUCGCGCUGCUGGAGGCGCAGGGCGUGGUGGCGGAGGUGGCACGCGUGGCGCGACCUGAUUGGCUGCGGAACGCCGCGGGGCUGCUGCAGGCGGACUAUUGGAAGGGAACGCUGAAGCCUCGCCCGAUCCUCGACUGGUACUUGGAGCGGGUGGCAGCAGCGGUGGACGCAGCCAAGAAGAGAGUCCCAGGCGCCUCCCAGGUGUCGCUGGUGGCGCACUCAGCAGGCGGGUGGCUGGCACGUCUCUACCUCGCAGAGUACGGUCAUGCUGACGUGGCACUGCUGCUCUCCCUCGGCUCGCCGCACCUACCACCGCCACCAGGGGCACAGGGGGUGGUGGAUCAGACGAGGGGCCUGCUAACGCACAUGCAGGCCGUCUCUCCAGGCGCCUUCCAUGCUCCCCACGUCAAAUACGUCUGCGUCUCGGGCAGGUACAUCAAGGGUUUGCCCCUGUUCGGCAGCGCCACCACUGCCACCCCUGAAUCAGCCGCAGCAGCCUCAGAACCAGCCGCUGCGGCAGGCGUGGCAGCAGCAGCAGGAGGAGAGGCGCGCGUGUUUGCCCUGGAUGUGAAACCAGUGGGGGUGGGGGGCGCAGCACCACAAGCAACCGGUGGGUCAGAUUCAGAGCUGGAGAGCGAGAGUGAGAGAGAGGAGAGCAGCAGUGGGGCUUCAGAUGAAGACGAGGUUGGUGCUGGGAGGCAGGUGGCAUCUGGGGGAGGUGUGUUCCAAGCGCGCAUGGUGGGGCAGGGGUACAAGCAGGUGUGUGGGCGGGCGGACGUGUGGGGGGACGGAGUUGUGCCAGAAGAUGCCGCCCUGCUGGAGGGGGCGGAGAAUCUGAUCUUGGAUGGCGUGUAUCACUCGCCUGUGGGGGCCAGUGAGGCCCGGCCGUGGUACGGGUCUCCCUCCGUGCUGCCCUCGUGGCAGCACCACCUGUUCGUUUGA